Molecule: messenger RNA, 906 nt
Organism: Fragaria vesca subsp. vesca
Lineage: Eukaryota; Viridiplantae; Streptophyta; Magnoliopsida; Rosales; Rosaceae
Exons: 3
Coding region: 238-663 (141 amino acids)
Source: RefSeq, a predicted model, not a curated record
CCACCUUACCCCUCACGACGGCGCCGACUCCCUCUCAGCGCACUCCCUUCCCAUAAGCGCUCAGCCACCGCCGAAAACGACGUUGGCGGCAGAUUGCGAUCCACAUCUACGAUUGGUCACCGAAGCCCUAGGCUGCCGACCGGUGGUCGUCAACAUGUGGAUCGGCGAUGAGAGGUCCACGACGUCGUUUCACAAGGGACAUAAGCAUUUCUUUCUCCUCCUUGCUCCCUCCCACCGAUGUGCUACCAGAUCUCAGUAUCCAUAUUCUCCGGUCACCGGAGAGUUCGAGUUGGAAAUAGAGAUUCCGGCUAUACUGUGAGUUUCGAUGUACGAUUAAUCCAGGAGAGAUGUUAUAUCUAUGCAGGUAAUGAUGCAGCUGUGCCAAACACUGUUGGCUAUCACAACGUUGCCUUUGCAUAUGGAGACCCAAAUGAGUCAACAGAGCAGAAGACUAAUGACGCUGACCUUGUUUUUCGUCCAGCCUUUCCAGUGCCAGAAAGUUUGAUUCAAAACCCUUGGGAAGACAUUGAUCAGCUAGUUAUACAUAAUGGUUCAAAGAGUUCUAAACAAGCAAUGAAGCUGAUAAUGAAGACAUUGAUUUGCUGUGUGUUAGCCUACUCCAAGCUCUUACUGCCAAAUUGGUCAAAUCAACAAGUGAAGUGAAUGAGCUAAAGAGAAUCAAAUCAAGAUUGGUGAGCAGCUUCUGCUUAAGUCUUGGAGGAGAGACAAAUAACUACCUUGAAGCUUCAUGAUCUUGUAAACUUGCUUCAUUUUUUUGUAAACUUCUGUAGAAGCUUCAUUCAUUUUGUAACAUUAUUGAGAAAGAUUAAAGCAUACCAUUCCCAGCAUUGGGCUUAUUCUUUCUUGUAUGGUUUUUAUGCAAUAAAAAAUAAAAAUUUGCAAUGU